GGCAAAGAUAGAAAAACAUUACCUAAGAGAAAAUUUAGGCCUCUCAUUUUUCUUUUCUGCGAGUAUGGAAAAAUAAUAUCCGGGCAGUGGGUUUUUCCAUAAACCUUUCAUGUUUGGUUGACCAAACUUGGGAAGGGGCGGUACGGGGAAGAGAGACAGAGGGGAGGAACCAGAACCAGAACCAGAACCAGUAAGAGAAUAAAACUUCUCUCUUCCCUGAGAUAACCCAGAAACCUUACUGAAUCGUGUUCUUCCCUUCCCAAACAUUUCCAUUCCACCAUCGUGUUCUUAUGAUUUGAUAACAAUGAUUUGCUUUUCAUGUUGCGGAUCACCAGCCCAAAAAAUUGAGGAAGAGCAGCAAAAUCAAACGGUGGGAACCCAAACCCCCAGUACAUCUGCUAAUGGGCUAUCAAUAGCUAGUAGAACAUCAUAUACAUCAUCAUUAAGGGCCUCUUUGAGGGCUAGCAUCAAAGAACUCUUAGUAGUCAAAUCCAAAUUCUCUUUCGCAAACAUAUCAUUCAAAACAGACAGCAGCAAGCACAGAUACAUUCACGACGAGAUAGCCAAAUAUGGCAAGGGGAACAUUACUUCCAAGAUCUUCAACUUCCGGGAGCUAAGUAUUGCAACUAACAACUUUACACCCGAGAAUUUACUCGGUGAGGGUGGUUUUGGUAGGGUUCACAAGGGAUACAUAGACAGCUUAAAGCAGGUUGUAGCAGUAAAACAGCUAGACAGAAAUGGAUUUCAAGGGAACAGAGAAUUCCUAGUGGAAGUAUUGAUGUUGAGCCUUCUUCAUAAUCAAUACCUUGUGAAUUUGGUAGGAUAUUGUGCUGAAGGCCCUAAAAGGCUUUUAGUGUACGAGUACAUGGAAAAAGGAUCCCUCGAGGAUCACCUUCUUGAAUUGAAACCAAAGCAAAAGCCCCUAAAUUGGCAGACCAGAAUGAAGAUAGCAGAGGGGGCAGCAAGAGGUCUGGAGUACCUCCAUGAAAUUGCCAACCCACCAGUCAUUUACAGGGAUUUCAAAGCAUCAAAUAUACUUCUAGAUGAGAAUUUCAACCCGAAGCUCUCAGAUUUUGGCCUAGCUAAGUUGGGGCCCACAGGGAAUGAGACACACGUGAGUACAAGGGUCAUGGGAACAUAUGGUUACUGCGCCCCAGAGUACGCAUCAACAGGCCAGCUAACAACAAAGUCUGAUGUCUACAGCUUUGGGGUUGUGUUCCUAGAGAUCAUCUCAGGCAGGCGAGUUAUCGACACUCAUAGACCAAGUGAAGAGCAAAAUCUAGUAGUUUGGGCACAACCGUUGUUCAGAGACAAGAGUAAGUUCCACUUAAUGGCUGACCCUUUACUUGAGGGUGACUUUUCCAUGAAGAGUCUCUACCAGGCACUAGGAAUCGCAGCUAUGUGCUUGCAAGAAGAAGCUAGCACACGCCCUUUUAUAGGUGACGUGGUUAUUGCCCUUGAAUACUUAUCUUCAGAAAAAACUGUUAAGUUGGCAGAUAAUGAAGAGGAAGGAGAAGACGAUGAUGAUGAUGAUGAUGAUGAUGAUGAAGAAGAAGAAGAAGCAUCAGACUGGGAAGAGAGUGACCAACCAAACAAUGGCACAGUUAAAGAAGGAAAAGAAAGCUGACACAAUGGCAUCCUCGCGUGCUAGAUGUUCGAGUGUUAAUUUUCCAUUAAUUGAGUAUAUCAAUAUGUUUUGGGCCAAACAUAUUAGUUCUUCAUGAUUGUUACAUAUCUUUCUUUUCUAAAAUGAUGAACUAGUGGGCACUCCAUCCAUACCUGUGCUUGGACUAGCCUUUCAAAUCUCAUUUUCCCUCAAGGCUAAACUGGGAUCAGAUUAUUUUACCAAGUUGUUAGAUGUGCUUGAAAUGUGAAAGACCUUAUUGAGUUACUUCAAAUCAAAGAGCUUUUAACCUUUGGCUUUGUUCA
Molecule: messenger RNA, 1929 nt
Organism: Spinacia oleracea (spinach)
Lineage: Eukaryota; Viridiplantae; Streptophyta; Magnoliopsida; Caryophyllales; Amaranthaceae
Product: probable serine/threonine-protein kinase PBL23
Exons: 5
Coding region: 305-1627 (440 amino acids)
Biological process (GO): protein phosphorylation
Molecular function (GO): protein kinase activity; ATP binding
Source: RefSeq, a predicted model, not a curated record